CGAGUCAGUCGCUUUAAAGAGCUCGAAUCGUGCGGACAUCGGCAGAGGUAUAGAGUGGUCUGUAGCACGUAAUUAACCAAGAGGAGAGUCAAAAAGAAAUAACGUCGCGUCGACGUCGAAGGUGAACACGCAGUUAAAAGUCCAAAUACAAACCCAACGGUGGCAAAUAGUAAUAGAACAACUAAGCAUCAACAACAAAGACAAGUAAAGCAAAGCCUACACACGGGCGUAGGCGUCUGGCCAACAGCUGUUUUUCUUGCGCUCUCCGUAUUCAGCAAACUCUCAGCGCUUACAAACGUCGGCAGAGACAAAGGCAGAGACUGGGCAGCGGCAGCAGCAAAACUCACAUUCAGUUCAGAUCGCGUUUUUCUUCGGAGUGGAUGAGACGUUCGUUCGGCAGUUCUAUUGCUAACAAAUUACCUACUCCGCGAACUCACCCCCCGCGAGAACAAAAAGAACAGAACAUAACCGAAUGAAAAGACAAGGAGUAGCAAAGAACCAACGGUUAAGUUAGCCAGCGACAACGGGCAAAAAGACUGAAAUCACACGUGGAUUGUUCACUCACCCCGACACGCGCAACCACUCGCACUCACACUCACCCAGCAGCUCCAACUGUUCGCUGCAUUUAUGUAAAACCAAACAAAGACUGAUUAAAACGCUAAUAAAUAUACAAUAAACGUAACGAAACAAAGUUAAACACGCGAACAGCAGCUAAUAUUAUACGGGUUAAAGCGAAUUCCAAAGCAAAGCAAACACACAUAUGGAUUAAGGUUCCUCCUAUCUCAAAACAAAAAAAAAAAACAACAACAACCAACUCACGGAUUACCUGCUGCGGCAAUUUACCGUUAGCCGCUCUUUUUGGAUUACCAGUGCCAAUAAAACCACAAAAGUGAAUUUUUUCGAAAGUGAAGAAAGCGAAAAACGCACGAAAAUGCUAAAAAAUCUAAAUCAAAGUAAAUAAGCAAACCAAAAGCGAAUUCUGUGUUACCGAAACGAGAGCAUAAGCUAAAAGAGCCCCUGAAAACAGCAAUGACGAUGGCCGCCUGUUAUGCCAACUACGACAUGUCGUCCCUGUCGCACGGCAUGUCGGGCUUGUCCGCCCUGCAGCACCAACAGCAGCAGCAGCAACCACAGCAGCACAGCCAGACGCAGCAACAGCAUCAUCACCAGCAGCAGCAGCAACAUAUGUACCACGCCGCUGUAGCUGCCCACCAGCAGCAGUUGCUGCAGCAGCAGCAGCAGCAGCAACACCACCGCCAUCACCACCAGCCCGCCAACACCAACACCAGCAGCAACUCGCGCCACAGCCAUGCGGCGGCGACCCAAACGCAGGUCGCCGCCGCCGUUGCCAACAGUAGACAACAACAACAGCAACACCAGCAGCAGCAGCAGACUGCAAGCAGCAACAGCAACGCAGCACCCGCUCCAUCGUCGCAGAAGGACUACAGCAUCCCGCUUCACGUAGACUGUAGCGUGGAGUACGAACUGCCCAACCAGCCCAAGCCGCCGGCGGGCCAGAGGGUGGAGCCUCUGCUGAUGAUCCACCCGUGCUACUUCCGCAAGAUGGAGUCGCAGCGGCGCAGUCCGUUCGUGAACAACAUGCAUGCGACCGCGCGGGCGGUGAGCAGCAGCUCGUUGAGCAGCGGAGCGGCCCUGGGCGGAGGCGGAAGCGGUACCGCGGUAGCCACGGCGCCCAGCAGUAGUGCCGCGCGACGUGGAGCCCGGGCGGCCACAAGCGCCCAGCAGCAGCAACAGCAGCAACGAUACCAACAGCAACAGCAGCAACUGCGACAGCAGCACCAGCAGAUGUCGCAGAUGUCGCAGCAGGCCCACUAUCCGCAGCAACAGUCUAGUCUGGUACGCCAGCAACAGCAGCACCACCAGCAGCAGCAACAACAGCAGCAACGUGCCAGCAGCAACCAAAGCCAACGCCAAAGCCAAAGUCAGAGCCAGAGUCAGAGCCAGAGCCAUGCAGCCAACUCAGCGGCGGCUGCUGCGGCCCAGGCCUCGAUAGCCGCCGCAGCCGCCGGCCAGUGGGAUCAGCUGGCGGCUGCGCUGGCCGCCCGCACCGCCCUCACGCCCCACCACAUGCUGCACCCCCACAACCAGUACGCAGCCAAGGGCAGUGGUGGCGGUGCAGGGGGCGGCAAGCGGGACGCCAUGAUCUCCGGCAGCUACGGACAGACGGCGGUCGCCUCGGGGAAGCUGCAGCAGUCGCAGUCGCAGGUGCAGCAGCAACAGCAACACUGCUUACCUCCGCCGCCAUGGGACGCGACGUCCAUGCUGAUGGACCGCUCGCCGAUGGCCACAGUUCCUAGCAAUUAUCAGGCCGGCCCUGACACCAACCCCAUGCGCCUCUACUCGGCCACGCCCACCUCCGGAGCCUCGGUGGGGUCGGCGUCGGUGGGCGGAGGCGGAGCGGUGAGCGGUGCGGGAGCGACGGGAGCAGUGAACACGGCCACCGACAAGUUGAGCGGAAAGUACCGCCAGUACUUACGGUCUCAACGGAUGCACCCGUACGCGGCGGCCGCCUCGCUCAACUUGGCAGCCGCCGCCGCUGCCGCCGGACAGACCUCGUUUGUGCCGUUCAGCUCGGCGGCCACGGCGGUGGCGGCCACGCCCACAUUCCAGCACCUGCCGCAGAUCUCCUGCUACAACGUGUGAUGCAGCACCAGCAGCAGCAGCAGCAACCAGGACAAUGCAACAUCAGCAGCAGCAACAGCAAAAGCAUCAGCAACAAGCCACUUGCAACACAUGAGACAGGCGCCUACCAAGUACGCGUCGAUGAAAUAGCCGCCUCAAGGAAUAACCAAUAGAUCCUCCCCUAAACAGUACUAUAUAUACACACCCCUCAAAGCUUUUAGAAUCAAAAGUAAUUAACUCUAAAAAUAUUAAGAGAUGAAACUAAAUUCUGUCUAGCUGCUAUGAGAAAUUGUUGUCCGACGGUAAGAAAAGAGGAAAUGAGCGAUCUUUUUUUCUUUUAGUAAUGGUAGUAAUUGAUAAACGAUACAAAAACAAACAACAAAAAAAUGCAAACUAUUGUAGUGAUAUUUGUUAUAAAAUAAUUUUAGUAAUUAAUUUAAUUUAAAUUAAACAACCAACAAGAAACAACAGCAACCGCUCUGUGUAAACCAACAACAUAAACAAUAACAACUGCAACAACAACUGCAACAACAAAAACGGCAAAAACAUCCAACCAAACAAUUGCUAAAAGUUAAACAUACGCAUAUUUAAUUAAAAAUCAACAAAAUGUUAUAACAACCAUUUACCGAAAGAAUACGAAAAUAUAAAAGCAAAAAUUAUUACCGAACAAUAAAGAGAGGAGAGUAAAGCAGAAAAAAGGAACAGAAAAAAUACGAAUAAAUAUUAUUCAAAAUUAUGCAACGUAAUUUGAAGCGAGAUAUGCAAAAAUUAAGAAAAUUGUGUUUUCAAUUAAGUAGAGAGCGAGAUAAGCAUAGUUCAAGUGAUUUGGCUGCGGCGAAGAAAACUCUUCUUUCCGUCGGCUUUUGUGGCCAACUUUUCACACUUCCCACCAUCUACUCCUCUUCUGUGUUCGCCUUGAUUUGAUUUUCAGCUUCGCUGUUCCCUCAUUCUGCUCCACCUCAUGGCUUCCUCCUCUGCGGUGAGCCGUGAUUGAUUAUUGUCAUUGAUGGAGGACCAGGCAGCGGGUUGGGGUGACCUCGGCACACAGGGGUCCCUUGCUAAUGGGAAACCGUUGGGCUGAGACGAAUUUUGAAAUCUAUCAGCAGACAUUGCUGUGUCUGUGUAUGUGGGUAAUAAUGGAUUCGGACGCAACGCUGUACUCACCCUUAAAAAAUACUUGAACUUUGAUCAAAAUAGAGAUAUGUGUGAUAACUUUCAAUAUAUUAAUGUAUUUAAGGCAGCUGCUGAAGGACAAAAUCUGGCAACAAGAUUCGCAAUCGAAAAUGAUCUUUUCCACUUUAUAGUUAUUCCACGACGCCGGUUUAUUCCGCUUAAUCGCCUUUGUCUUCAAUAGGAGGCUACGGUAUGAGCUGGGAAAUUCUUGUUUAAGCCAUCAGCAGAACCUUUAAAAUCCACUGUACUUAGCUUCAGCCACCACCAUUCUCCAGAUUCAUUUAUUACAGCGGCAUACUCAAACUGCCUUUGCUGUGGCUCUGGUUGAAUUUCCCCGCCUUUCCCUCCACAAAUCAGUGAUUACGGCUCCACGUUAUGUCUUUGUUGCGAGGUAAAAACGCAAAAAAACCCAAAAAACUCUAAUGGGUUCGAGUUGCCAGGAAACGCGAGAUGCUAUUAGCUGAAUUGGUUUUACCUUAAUUUCUAUAUUGAUUGCACUCCGUUUCUUGGUUCCGGAAAGCAAAAAGCUGAUUAAUUUAAGCAUGGGCAGGGAAACCCGCUGAGGAGUCAGCGCGGCAAUCGUUGAAUUUAUUAAGCCGAAAAAGAGUUUUCAACUUAAACGAACGACAUCAUCUGCCGGGGGACCAGCACUGACUCAUCUUACCGCUUUCGGCUGCCCUACAUCCAAACAAGUCUUACUCUACUCCACGACCAUGCGGUUGCAAUCCACUCGAGGUUCAACAUAGAGAGACGUCAGACCCAAUCGGAGCACGACGAAACCAUUGGAUAAAUAGCCAGACCACAUGUUAAUUCAUACCUCGCCCAAGUUACGAGCCAUUUCCUUUGGUUUUCUAGGACUAUUUUUUUUUUAUUUUAUAGGGACGCACCACUUUGUAGUUUUCUGCUGAAAUAAUAACUGAAUCCGGAUUUUGAGCACAUCUACCAAUUAGUAAUACUCACAUUUCAAUUUCUCCAUCCUUCUUCGAAGCCCAUCCAACAGCAUCUGGUACAAGAAACCUUAGACAUCACCCGUCUAUCGGCACUUUCCGUAGAAAGUAAUCUCGUUUGCACGCGUAAUCUGAACAAGGCAUCGCUUCCUGAAUGGCACCGCACUCUCCGCGUGAUUCAUCUAUUCGUUUAUUCAAUUCAUAUUAAAUUGGUCGUAGAUUAGAGACGGAAAAUAUUUCAAUUGCCACCGGCGGCAUUCACACAAGUGUAAUUAAAAUAUAUUAGAGACCGCUUCUCCAGCUGACAGCGUCGGUUGUUUGUUUUCAUUUCGUUUGAGCAAUCAACUAUCAGCUGCUGGGGCCAUUUGCAUGCGGCUGUGAUGCGGGAGAGUGAUGGCCGCUCUAACCUCUCCACCCCACCGACCCAAUUCGAAUGCGAGGUCAUCGCCAUUGUCGUCACCAAUUCGCCCCGUUGCCGCGUUGGCCAGGUACCGCUCUGCUCGUCUCGUCUUUUCUCGUCUCGUCUGGCAUUACUAAGCUGCACUUUGGUUUCGCACUCGCAUCUGAUUUAAUUAGUGUUCCAUGUGUGGGCAUCGCAGAUAAUGGCCGGUUCCUUGAGUGCCAGACUUGAGUGCUUUCGUUACUCGACACAUUUCCCCUGAAAUGAAAAUGAGCUUACUUAUCAAGUGGUUACUUCGAGGGUUGGUAUUUUUGUGGAUUAUCUUACUAUAGGAAUUGUGGUACCCGCCAAUCGCUUAGAUUUCCCUUUGUUUUCAACAAAGGCGGACGACACCUAUAGCAAGCUUAUAAAUUGGCAUAAUUUAUAUGUGUCUAUUCAAAUUGGUAAUACGGCCUUUCUGUAUUGCCCUUGCAUGCAAUAAUUAUAUAGGGACACUUGGACUCGCAAAUGCAUGGUUAUAGAAAAAAAUUCAAAUGAAUUCCACCUAGAAGUUAUCAGGUCGCUGUGACUCAAUUGUUUCGUCGCUGUCAAACGUGAUUUCCGAUGUCCAUAUUCGAUUAGCAGCUUAGUCUAACUGAAUGCAGACUGAAUGCAGGAGUGGUAGCUUAACUAAAAGGUUUUUCCCUCUAAUUGACUUUAUUUGGAAGUGUUUUUUGCAGUCGAGCGCCAUUUAAAAGUCAUUAACGGAUAAAUAAACCCAAUAAGUCGGCCCUUAAUGCAAACAAAUAGCAGAGUAAUACAUAAACCGAAGCGGCCGAGGAAAAACAUGCAAAUAAAAGGCAAAGGCAUAAAAAACAGAAUCACCCAGUUGCAAGAGUGGUUUAUUUUUAAAUUCCACUCGUACUGCUCGAACUGAAAUGACGCAAAGCGCAUCAAACGAAGUCCACGCCGGGCAUAAACAGGGUAACCAAAUACCAAGUGGAAGCGGCGUCGACGGUUCUGAAGCGCCGAAAAUAAAUAUAAAAUAAUUCGAGGCAGAAACACAGCGUCGGAAGCUGUCUAACCAGACAUUGUCUGUGGGCGGGGGCCUUGGUGGGCGUGACGAGCGUGGCAGGGGGCUUAGUGGCAGCCACAAAAAAAGCAGAAAAUGUAAAAAUGUGAGCGGAGGACACUCUCGUUGAGGCUGGUCAUAAAGCUGAUAGAAUGGAGGGGACUCCACUCCCAGACUUCAGACAUCGGAUGCUUCGCUUCGGAGACCCCGACUCCGAUUUCAAGCCCAGGCAACCGGUUUUGUCGUCAUCGCGUAGUUUUAUGUCUCGUCGUUUUGCUCGAUUUUUUUUGGGUUAAACUCAAUCUGCUGCCAAGCGCGCUACAUCAUUUCUGAUAUAAUUAAAACAUUUUUAGCGGACAAACGCAGAAAGAGCAGAAAAAUACAGAGCAAAGGCAUUUACAAAUUUUCUAGGCUUUUCGUGAUUAUCAUGCUUGCUUGCCAGGGCGGUAAUAGCUACAGCCAUAGUUUUAAGUGUAAAAGUAAAUACAUAUGUAUGCCAAAUGGGGCUAUAUUGGGCGCAGGAUACGACCUGGGGUGGACCGCCAGCGACAGUAUUAAUAAGCUUUAAUUAAAAAAUAUAGCAGAUGAAAAUAAAACGAAUGCAAAUAUAUGUAUUAAAUUGUCAGGCGGUAGCUGUAACUAACUAAUUAUCAUAAUUUAUAUGCAUGAAUGCGCAACACGGAGUGAGAUAGACGGCGGGAUUUGAGCAGCGACUUUAAAUAAAUUAAAAAAUGAAUGAUUAAUUAAAAAGGCACAUUAAUGGCACUUAAUUGAACCCUCUCUCUCCACUCAACUCACUUCACCCUGUGUGAGGACGACUACAAGCCAAAAUGCGAUAUUAUACAAAUGGUUCUGCGCGGAAAAAUGCAAAUGCCAAACCCAAAGAACACCUUGUUAAAGUAUAAAUAAUUAAGCUCCCAAAAUGGGAAUUUCGAAUUUUUUCCAUCGCCGCUUAGCAAGUAAAUUUUAGCUCUAUUCCGCUGAGUCAUCGGACUGGAUGAUGUCAAAAGCGAUUUGUCAUUGAUUUCUAGUUCUCUAAUUCCAUAUUAUAGAGGCACCUAUAACCUCCACUUUAGCGAAAUUGUGAAAGCUUUUGGGUGGCCCAGAAGCAGCUAAAAACUCAUUGCGAGCCGCAGCCAAAACACUUGACCGCCUUGGAACUUGCCAAGAGAGUAGAAGGAGGCAGUUGGCAACGGAGAGGAAGGUCAAAUGGCUUUUAAAAGGCCUACGAAACACGAAAGCCAACUUGAACUACAAACUCUAGACUUGGCCAAGCGACAAACAAACAUGACAACGUGUAAAACUAGUUAGCUAGCGCAAAAUAUCUAAUAACAAAGAACUAAAAAGCACUUACACACAGAAAACAAUUAAAAGCAUUAACGCUUAUACGAGUAGCCUUAGAGCAGCGCCAAAUCGGUACAGUGCGUUUCAAGGCUGGCAAUUUCUCGGAGUUUAAAGUAAAACACACCUUCAGCAAUCAGCCUCACAAUACAUACUUUAUAUUAUAUACUCUGUAAUUAAAUUAUACGUUUUCUUUUCAUUUUAAAACGCACAGCUCCGCCUUGAUUUGAGCGGUACAUAAGGAAAACUAUUAGGUAAAACCAACUCGAAAAACAAUGUAACAGUUGAAACUAUGAAUUAGAUGGCAAGCCUCGUUGGCGCAGAUUGAGAUUGUACAUAUAGGGAGAGGGGUUCGGAGCAAGAAGCCAUUCAACGUGUCUGGGUAGUUAAACUUCACUCGAAACUGGGUCUCAGACGAGACACGAACAGACCUCAAUAAAUGGUGAAUGAACUACCAUCGCACACGUACGAAUUCCAUUAUAUAUUUAACUACACUAAGUACAUAAACUUGCAUUAGCCAACCGUAUUGUGACUUAAAACAAAACAAAUCCAAAACAAAAAGCCAGCGAGAAAUUGGCCAGCUAAACAUAUUGAUACAAAGAUAUACAUACUAUAUAGCAUACCAUAUUCGCCUGUGCCGUUACGUAACCACUAUCUAGGCCAUCAGAAAAUUAAAUAUGUUUCGAAAUAAAUAUGCAAUCCAUCCGAUAUUUGGUGGGGAUGGCUAGCCGUUACUGCAAAAUCUGAUUACAUCUAAAUGUGAAGCGAAAACAGUUUUCAGCAGUUGGGUGCUGAUUUAACAUUUUAUGAUUUCGAGCGUGAAAAUCGAAAAUGAAACCAUCCAGAUAUAGAUCUAUAUUUAUUCUGCUGUGAACACAACUAUUGCCACUUUAUUCACUGGAAGUUCGCACUAUCUGCUCAGCAUUUCCGCUGCUUUUAAAUGCCGCAAAGUAUGGUUAGCAUAGAAUAUAAUCUGGACAAACUGCCAAGACAUCGACUUUCCAGGCCAGGCAAACCUGCUGAAAUGCUGCCCGGGGUUUGUUUAGUUACAGAACAAUUUCACGGCAUUAUGAUCGGAUAUAAAUUGUCUCAGUUUUCGCCUUGCGUGUGUAGAUAUUUAAUUAGCAACCAUUAUUGUUUCUAUUUCCCGGCAGGUGUCAUACAUAUGUGUGUUUCAAUGUGAUAGUAGUUUUAUUCAUAAAUAUUGCGCAUCGUACUUUGAACGAUGUACAAAAUCAAACUACAUACAAGAUGACUAGCCACUUUUGUUGCACAAUACACACAUCGCUAGCUUAAAAUUUGCAUUAUUUAAGAUAUUUUUUAGGAAUCCAAACAACUCACAUAGCCUUUAAUAUAUAUUAACAUUUCAGCUCAGAUUGAGCCAAAGAACUUUCAUGUAAAUUAUUUAAAUCCCCUAACAAAUGGAAAACCCAAAAAACAACUUAGAAAUAUGAUAAAUUAGAAAUAUAUAAAGCAGUAGAAGAGCAAUAAAUUUGUAGCAUAUUAUGGAUAUAAAGGAAUUAUAAUACUGGGCUGCAUGCGUAAGCAAACCCCAAAGAACAACUGAACCGAACACAAUAAAAAUGCAAAUUAAUUGAAUAUUAAUUUGAGCAACUUGAAUAAA
Drosophila santomea is the source of this 9179-nucleotide messenger RNA. RefSeq names its product centrosomal and chromosomal factor (gene corto). The transcript has a single exon. Bases 1030 to 2664 code for a protein of 544 amino acids. The record is from RefSeq and is a predicted model, not a curated record. Lineage: Eukaryota; Metazoa; Arthropoda; Insecta; Diptera; Drosophilidae.